GAGGAGAGCGAGGGCAUGAGCGGAGCGGAGCCGGGGUCCGCCGGCGCGGCCCGGCCCCGCGGGGCCUCCCGGCGGCUUUACCCGGCCCUGCCCGUGUGGGUGGUGGAGGACCACCAGGACGUGCUGCCUUUCAUCUAUCGUGCCAUUGGUUCAAAGCAUCUUCCUGCCAGUAACAUCAGUUUUGUUCAUCUUGAUUCCCAUCCAGACCUUCUUAUUCCUGUGAAUAUGCCUGCAGACACCGUAUUUGACAAAGAAGCUCUUUUUAGUGAAUUAAGUAUUGAAAACUGGAUUAUGCCUGCUGUUUAUGCUGGCCACAUUUCUCAAGUAGUGUGGCUUCACCCGCAUUGGGCUCAGCAGAUCUCAGAAGGGGAACACAAUUUUCUAAUUGGGAAAGAUGUAUCAACAACUACGAUCAGGGUUACAGGCACAGAUAAUUACUUCUUAAGUGAUGGUCUUUAUGUUCCUGCUGAUCAGCUAGAAAACCAGAAGCCUUUACAUUUGCACGUCAUUCUCAUCAAUCCUAUGGAAUCAUCAAACAGCCGUGAAGGAAAUGGUGAGGCAGCAUCUGCUAAGAGACUGAAACUAAAUACAGAUGACGUAGCAAGUGCCACUUCUGCCUCUUCAGCGACUCCUGGUGACUUUGAUCACAUCAUCCUGACUGUGAAGAAAAAGGAAAUACAAAAUGCAGGUGCCCUGAAUGGGGCAGAAACCUUGGCAGAGGGCUCAGCUUCAAGCUGUCUCAAAAACCAUGAAUGCCCAAUAAGGGACAUUGUUAAAGAUGUUUGCCAAGUACUGCAGAAAGGGGAUGCAUAUGUUUUGGACAUCGACUUAGAUUUUUUUUCAGUUAAAAAUCCAUUUAAGGAGAUGUACACACAGACAGAAUAUGAGCUUUUGCAAGAGUUGUACAAUUUCAAGAAGCCACAUAAAAAUGCAACAGAGGAAGACUUGCUGGAUUGUGUUGAAAAUCGUGUUCAUCAGCUGGAAGAUCUGGAAGCAGCAUUUGCAGAUUUGUGUGACAGUGAUGACGAAGAAACCCUACAGAAAUGGGCUUCAUAUCCUGGAAUGAAGCCACUCGUUCAACUAGUUCACAGUUUGAAAACCAGGAUGGAAAGCCCAGACUACGAAAUGGUCCAUCAAGCAGGUCUGACCUGUGAUUAUGUGGAGCUUCCUCACCAUGUUAGCACUGAAGACGAGAUCGAAGGCCUCAUACAGUCCAUUAAAGUUCUACUGACAGAUCUGCCCAAGCCCACACUGGUUACAGUUGCUCGAUCAAGUUUGGAUGACUACUGCCCUUCAGAGCAGGUUGACAUCAUUCAAGAGAAGGUUCUCAAUUUGCUACGUUCAGUGUAUGGUUCACUGGAUGUGCACUUAGAUUACUCAAGCACUUCAUCUUCUUCAUGACCUUUCUUCAUGUGUUGCUGUCUAAUGCAGAGGAUUACAGUAAUUUUACGAUUAUAAGCCGCACCAUUUUGACUAAAAUUUUGGUCCCGACCCGAAAGUGCGGCUUA
Molecule: messenger RNA, 1508 nt
Organism: Catharus ustulatus (Swainson's thrush)
Lineage: Eukaryota; Metazoa; Chordata; Aves; Passeriformes; Turdidae
Gene: C1H5orf22
Product: chromosome 1 C5orf22 homolog
Exons: 9
Coding region: 16-1401 (461 amino acids)
Source: RefSeq, a predicted model, not a curated record